Scheffersomyces stipitis CBS 6054 is the source of this 1431-nucleotide messenger RNA. RefSeq names its product putative RNA-directed DNA polymerase (gene POL5.8). The transcript is spliced from 4 exons. Bases 1 to 1431 code for a protein of 476 amino acids. The record is from RefSeq and is a predicted model, not a curated record. NCBI's taxonomy places the organism in Eukaryota, Fungi, Ascomycota, Pichiomycetes, Serinales, Debaryomycetaceae.
AUGUACAAUCAUAUGGCCCUUACCAACCUAUUGAACCUAGAAGUGCAAGGUCACAUCACGGUUGACGACACCGAGUCAAUAUUACUGUCAGACAAUCAUCACACAAUCAUCACACUCAACGCGCCGCUGUGCGCAGACUUGAACGUUUUCCCCGAUCGCCACGAUGAAGUAUUGACUCUCUUCAAAGAAAUCGUGGAAUACUCGGCAUUCGUCAAGAACAAUACUCCCCGAAAGCUGCUCCAAUAUCGCACACCUGCCGCCGUCUUUUUUAACUAUAAAGACGCAUAUCACCGUCCUAUUGUCCCAUUCGGUAUGGACGUUGUGAUAAAAGCAUCUUCGAAAGAAGAAUACGAGAAGUAUGGCCGUCCCUUACUUAAGACUGAACCACACGCUUUCUUCGGUUCUAUCGUCGGCUUCGCCACAGAUAACUAUAGCUACCGAAUACUCGUCCAAGCAGAACAUUUCCCAAUUAUAACGAAUUGUAAUGCAAAACUCCUCAAUUCACGCCAAUUUAUCGAGAAUUAUUUUCAAUCACUUGAUUUGUUACAGAGAGACAGCGCUCAAUAUAAUGCCACAGUACUCGAUGCACUUGAAGACAAACUUGCUGAUCAUAUCGAUAUCGCUGAUAAAGAGGUUAUCUUUGAUGCUACUUUACUUAAAAACGGGGACACAUCUGUCCAGACAGCCAACAUUGGAGACACCAAUUUAUCGACGCCAUCUCCUCAAAAUCCUGAGGCUUUGAGCAAUACACCUUCUUCGCAGAUGACGAUCGAAAGUCUUUCUACAAGACAUCCCGAAGUAGCCACUCAACACAAACGGCGUAUAGAAGAACUCACUUCUGACACGUUACCAUUUCCUACCGAUCAAGAAGGUAAUUCGGUAGACGGAAAGCACAUUAAGCGCUCACCACGAUUAGGGGGAGUAAAAACAACUCCACUUUCAGCCACUAGAACGAUCAGGGACCAUAAGACUAAAAGUAAAAUUGUUGAUAACAAUCGUGAUUACGCUGCUGACCCCAUUAAAACUGCUAUAGAAGAAACCAGAACGAAAAUGAGUGAAGAUCAUAACUUAAACUCAACUACGACAAAUUCUGAAGAGUUAACUUCACAGUUAGCCUCCCAGGAGGAUAGAAUCUCAGGGGAGUUAUCAGGGGAAACAAAUGUGGACUUAUCAACCACACCAGCACAAAAUACAAGAUCACAUACCAAGUCAAGACUAGACAAACAAAUUGAGCUGUCUAAAAAUUGGUCUAACCUAGAUACGCGAAAGACUCAAUCAUGGAAUAAAGUCCCACCUGAAAUACACGGAAAGGGCAAAAUUAGAUGCACAAAGCUCACAAAUAGCAAAAACGAUCACCUCCGAAAUAAUAAAAAGAAAGAAGAAGACACCAGAUUUCGAUUCCAGUCCACAACAGAUAAAUGCAUUGCUUAG